AUGGCAUCCGCGACAGACACUUCAGAAGUAACUGAGUCCGUCUCAAAGCUCACCAUUGACCCGAGCAAGGCGGAUUCAGCCGCAGCAGCCGAGUCUCAGAAGACAAAGCUCAAGAAGAAGAAGGCUGUAGCAGACUCGUGGGAAGACGAAGAGACAUCGUCAGAUGAUGACAGUACUUUGACAUCGCCUCCCCCGCCAAAUCAUGAGACUAAGGACAAGUCAGCACCACCUCCGAAACCCAGCACUUCUAGUCACAAGUUUGCUGCAGCGCAAUCACAGCCCCCUCUGGUUGCUUCCUGGUCAGAAAAGGACGCAGGCGGGGCUGCACAUGCACGCCGUCCUGAGAAGACAGAUGCUGUGGCCCGCCGAAUGAUUGCGAGCGCACUGGGUGUUCGUAUUCCUAGGCAAACUGAGGAACAGAGGGCGUACGAAAAGUCGCUCCGCGAGGCUGAACGGAAACGGAGAGACGAUGAGCGGGCUGCUCUGAAACGGCAGGAGGAAGAAAAAGAAAAAGCAAAGAAAGCCAUAUGGGAGGACUAA
This is a messenger RNA of Grosmannia clavigera kw1407, 540 nucleotides long. RefSeq lists its product as uncharacterized. NCBI's taxonomy places the organism in Eukaryota, Fungi, Ascomycota, Sordariomycetes, Ophiostomatales, Ophiostomataceae. The record is from RefSeq and is a predicted model, not a curated record. The coding region runs from base 1 to 540 and encodes 179 amino acids. The transcript has a single exon.